GCCGCCCGCCCGCUUCGCCGGCAGACAGGCGGCGGCGAGCCCCGGCUGCCCCUGAGGCGAGAGGCUCCACAAGAUGGCGAGCGCGGGCUCCCGCGCCCUCCCCAAGAUGGCGGCGGGCGGCCCGGCGCUGCGGGCGGGAGCGCGGGAGAGCCGCGGCCGGACGGAGGCCCGCGGCCCGGCUCUCCCGGGGCGGCGGCAGCGGCCUCGGGUGCGCUGUGCGAAGGGGUCUCUGGACGGCGGGCGCCCGGCAACUGCCUCUGCUCAGCCCGAGGGCGAAGCGCCGCCGAGCCUGUGUUCUUCAAGCAAAGUGGAUGAUAGACGACCCACAAAGAGGCUAAAAAGUGAAAGAACCAGUCUAGUAAAACCAGAACUAGAAGGACUUACAUGUGGAAAUGAAAACCUUGCCAGAUUGGAGGAAACAGCUAAAACAUCUGAUGGGGACCAACAUUCGGAAGAUCCAGGAGACCGCAAUAUAAUGCAACAGGAAAAAGGUGAAAGCAUUCCAGAGACUAAUGAAGACAAACAGGAAAAGGAGCAUAAUGUUUCUUUUGGGCCAUGUGCGGUGAAAUCAAGCAGUGCUCCAUCAGAAAGGGAUGGUGCUGAAAAUCUGCACAGUCAUGCCUGCAGUGAAGAGGAGAGCAGCUGUGAGAGUGUACUUUCAGACGAGUCUAGCUUGGAGGAUGGAGGUCUCCCAAAGAAGCCGAUACAACUAGACAGUAGUGCUUUCUUGGAUGAAGACAGCAACCAGCCAAUGCCCGUGGACCGAUUCUUUGGAGAUGUUGAGUUUAUACAGGAUCUCCCAGCAGUUGCGCUCCCAAGAACAACGAUGAGCAGGCGAGAAUUCAGAAAGCUACAUUUCAUUGCAAAGGAAGAUGAGGAGGAGGAGGAAGAGGAUGCUGUCUGACAACAAACUGUAAACAAAUGAAACCUUUUUUCUUUUUCUUUGCAACCACGUAAUGAUGGUUAGCUAUGUCACUAACAUAAGGUGUCUGCGUUUGCCUUUUCUCAGAGAACUGGUAGAGUUUGUUUUUCUGGAAUUGGCAGAUAUGGUAUUCUCCCACGGUUAUCUGGGGCAGAGAUUGACUGAAUUUUCAGUGAUUUGGAAAUAAAUCGUAAUUUACCAUUUUACCAGUAAUAUUUAGGAAUAAAGCAGGGAAAAUAGAAGUUCUUACUGCUUUUUUAGAAAUUUGAGCGGGUACCUAGGGUGAACAUUUAGUCUCACUCCUUUUUAAAAACAGCCAAUACAACCACGUUAGAACAAGGUCCUUUUUCUUUUAAUUCUGCUUGUGGCAUCCAGUUAGGAAUGCCGCCAGUUGGCUACCCAGCACAAAGAGAGAUGCUGGCCUCUGUUCUGUAAGUUGUGUUGCAUUGUUUACAUCUAAACCAGAACCAGUUAAACCUCUAAACGCGGUUCUGCUGGCAAAACGAAAUGCACAGAUGUCAGUGUGAGUUCAGCAGUGUUAAUCUUUGGAAGUUAAGUCCGUUUUUAUUGCCUGUCAGUUCUCUGAACAGUCACCGCAUGAAGCUGACUGCUCCCCUCUUCCACCAGACCAGCCGUAAGCACUGCCUUUUUUAGUAGCUGUAUAAUGCAGCCUGUGCAGUAUUUUCAAUUAACUUCCAAGGGUUAUGAAUAGGAAUUUUGUAAACAAAUAUGCUGAUGGUGAGGAGGAAUAAAAUCUCUCAGCGUUGGACUCGAUAGAUGAACGGGUAUUGAUUGCUAAGGAUAUGGGUCAGGCACCAAAUUUGUUAAUUUGGCCUGUAUUUUUAGAAAAUCAUGAGUAGCCUGAGAUGAUUUCAGGAAACGUUAACUCGCCCAGUGUUUAUGAUAAUACUUCUUUUGAAAGUGUGAUUAUGCAGUAAGCUUCCAGAUCUUUAUUGUUAUAAAUAGUUUCUUCUACAUUUCUAAAAAUAUAGAGAAAAUGUUAUCAGCAGAUGGUUUAAAUAAAUAUUAAUUUCUACAGCUA
This is a messenger RNA of Phalacrocorax carbo (great cormorant), 1964 nucleotides long. Lineage: Eukaryota; Metazoa; Chordata; Aves; Suliformes; Phalacrocoracidae. The record is from RefSeq and is a predicted model, not a curated record.